This is a messenger RNA of Tripterygium wilfordii, 808 nucleotides long. RefSeq names its product LOB domain-containing protein 19. Lineage: Eukaryota; Viridiplantae; Streptophyta; Magnoliopsida; Celastrales; Celastraceae. The coding region runs from base 1 to 684 and encodes 227 amino acids. Gene Ontology annotation, biological process: hormone-mediated signaling pathway; positive regulation of DNA-templated transcription. The transcript is spliced from 2 exons. The record is from RefSeq and is a predicted model, not a curated record. Gene Ontology annotation, cellular component: nucleus.
AUGAGUAGCAACAAUAACGGAGGUGGAGGUGGAGGUGGAGGUGGAGGUGGUGGUGGGCCUUGUGGUGCGUGCAAGUUUUUAAGGAGGAAGUGUGUGAAGGGAUGCAUAUUUGCACCGUAUUUUGACGCGGAGCAAGGCACGGCACACUUCGCCGCGGUGCACAAAGUGUUCGGUGCAAGCAAUGCUUCGAAGCUUCUGAUGAGGAUACCCGCGCAUAAGCGGCUCGAUGCGGUUCUCACGCUUUGUUAUGAGGCUCUGGCUAGGGUUCGAGACCCUGUUUAUGGUUGUGUUGGUCACAUCUUCACUCUCCAGCAACAGGUGGUGAGUUUGCAGGCAGAAUUCGCCUAUGUUCAGGCACGGCUCUCAACAUUGCAACGCCUCCCAUCACCAACACCGCAUCAUCAAACACCAUCACCACCAAGUCUUCAUUCAGUUACUUCUUCAGAGACAGCAGCAUCUACUACUUCGGACUUGAAUUCUAGCAUACCUAUGCAUUUUGAUCCUUCACCAGUACUACUACAGCACCAACUACCAUCCACACAACUAGCUGCACCAAGUUUUUGUAGCACAGUGCCAUUAAUGGAAGAUCAAGAACUCGUGGAUGGAGAUUUCCGAGCCUUGGCUCGUCAAUUCGUCUCUAGGUACUUGCCAGGAGUAAUGUUCAAGCCUUCUAGUUCGCACUAAUUUAGUUAGAUUAAUGCCUAACUUAACUAUUAAUUGUUGAUUUCUAUGAAUCCUUAAGAGUUCAUUUUGCAUUGCUCUGCUCAAGUCUAAUGGAACUGCACCCUUUCUCUCUGUUUCAGUCUAA